AUGGAAGAUGUAGUGGUGGAGCUUGUAUUUUGGUCGCUUCAAACUAUUUCAAGCUUGGAUUUGACUUUAUCUUCUCCCUUAACUUCUAAAGUAAAAGGAGGCUUGGGAGAAGUGAUACUAAGUGCAAAAGAUGAUAUUGAUAUUGAUGCCCUUGCUGCUGAGAUAGAGGGUGCAGGAGCGGCAAAGGAGCAAGAGCCUCAGAAAUCUAAAGGCAAAAAGAAAAAAGAGAAGAAGAAACAGGAUUUUGAUGAAGAUGAUAUCCUGAAGGAGCUGGAAGAACUGUCAAUAGAGGCACAAGGAGGGAAAGUUGACAGGGAACCUUCUACAGGAAAGGUUGAAAAUGACAAUGAAGAAAGCUUAUCAAAACAAGACAAAAAAAGGAAAGGAAAGAGUAAAAAAGCCAAUCUGGAAAACGACUAUGACAGUGAAGAAGUGGAAGAUAAAGAUAAAAAAUCUAAAAAAGCUCAGAAAUCAAAACAAGACAUGCUUUCUGGCAGUGAUGAUGAUGAUCAUGAAAUACAGCUUAAGAAAAGCAAAGGGAAAACUCAGAAGUCAAAUAAAAAGCAUGACCUGUCAGAAGAAGAUGAAACUAACAUUAAGAAAAGCAAAGACCGUGCAGGGGCAAUGUCUACAGGUGAGAGUGGUGAUGAAUCAGAUGAUGUCUCCCAGUCUAGAAAAGGACAAAAGAAAAACCAGAAACUGAAGUCUACUCCUGCUGCAGAAAGUGGGGACGAUGAUGAUGAACCUUCAUUCAAAGUAAAAACAGUGGCUCAGAAGAAGGCAGAAAAAAAAGAACGUGAAAGGAAAAAACGUGAGGAAGAAAAAGCCAAACUGAGGAAGCAGAAAGAGAAGGAAGAGCUGGAAGGUGGUAAAGAACCAGCCAAGCUGAAGGAAGCUCAAAAAAAGGCUGAAGAGAAAGCUUCUGAAGUCGUGGCAACCCCUGGCGAGACUCCUGCAGCAACAGAGGGUGAUGACAAUGAGGGGGACAAAAAGAAGAAAGACAAGAAAAAGAAGAAAGGGGAGAAAGAAGAAAAAGAGAAAGAGAAGAAAAAGGGUCCCAGUAAAGCCACGGUUAAAGCUAUGCAGGAAGCCUUAGCUAAAAUGAAAGAGGAGGAGGAAAGGGCAAAAAGGGAGGAGGAAGAACGCAUAAGACGACUGGAGGAGCUAGAAGCAAAACGCAAAGAGGAGGAACGAUUAGAGCAAGAGAGGAAAGAAAGGAAGAAACAGAAGGAAAAAGAGAGGAAGGAGCGAUUGAAGAAAGAGGGAAAACUUUUAACAAAAGCUCAACGAGAAGCCAGAGCCAGAGCAGAGGCUACUCUUAAACUACUUCAAGCUCAGGGUGUUGAAGUGCCAUCCAAAGACUCUGUGCCAAAGAAGAGGCCAAUAUAUGAAGACAAAAAGAAAAAGAAGCAGCAGCAGCCAGAAAAUAAAGAAGUUUGCUUUCUGGCAAUUUCAGAAAUCGUGGAGGUGACUUCCCCAGCUGAAGAUGCUGUAGAACUGGAAACACCAGUAAAAGAAGAGGCACCUCUUCCAGUAGAGCCAG
Nestor notabilis (Kea) is the source of this 1543-nucleotide messenger RNA. RefSeq names its product eukaryotic translation initiation factor 5B-like. The transcript has 9 exons. Lineage: Eukaryota; Metazoa; Chordata; Aves; Psittaciformes; Psittacidae. The record is from RefSeq and is a predicted model, not a curated record. The annotation marks the transcript as partial.